This is a messenger RNA of Lolium perenne, 1519 nucleotides long. Its product is annotated as E3 ubiquitin-protein ligase Os03g0188200-like. The record is from RefSeq and is a predicted model, not a curated record. NCBI's taxonomy places the organism in Eukaryota, Viridiplantae, Streptophyta, Magnoliopsida, Poales, Poaceae.
CACGUCACUCCUUGCACGUCUCCACCUCUUCCUUCAUAUUUUCCCUCUCCCAAGCACGCACCGCCCCACUUCCCACCACGCGCGCCGCGCAUCUCCCGUCCUCCACCUGCACGUCAAUGGCGCCCACACCGCUGAGCACCACAUGGAUUCACCGCCGCCGUCCGUUCCUCCGACCCCUAGUCCUUGUGCUCGCAGGGAUCCAGCCCGCGUCGUCCCAGUCCAUCUUCCCCCCGCCGACGGACGGUGCCACCUUCAUUGACGCGUUAACGCCACCACCUCCACCGCCAGCAGCUGCCGGUGGACUUGGCAGCGGCACGUUUAACGUGGCCACUUCGAUCCUCUUCGUAGGUGUCAUCGUCGCGCUCUUCUUGGUCGGCUUCUUCUCCGCGUACCUCCGCCGCUGCGCCGACGCCGCCACUGGCGGGCAGCGCGGCAGGGGAGGCGCCGCAAACGCCAACGCGGCUGUCGCGGCUGCUGCGGCGGCCGCAUUCUCGUCGGGGGUGAACCGCAGCAGGAGGAACCCUGGACUGGGCGUCGCCGCGAUGGAGGCGCUGCCGGUGCUGACGUACGCGAGGGCAAGGGCUGUCAAGGCCGGGCGCGGGGCUCUCGAGUGCGCGGUGUGCCUGGCCGAGUUCGCCGAAGACGGCGAGAAGCUCCGGCUCCUUCCCGGGUGCUGCCACGUCUUCCACGCCGCGUGCAUCGACGUGUGGCUCGCGGCGCACGUCACCUGCCCCGUAUGCCGAGCCGACCUGGCGGACCCGGCAGUCGCCGCCGCCGGCCACGUCCUUGCCGCUGACCUAGCUGCUCAGGAAGAAACGUCCGAUCACACGGUGGUCAACGUCGAGCCGUCGCAGACGAUGGCAGAAGAAGAUACCACAUCUGAUCAGCACCAAGAAACGGCGGAGGAGCGGGUGGAUCGGUUCACGCUUCGGCUGCCGGAGAGGCUGAGGAGGGAGAUCGAGGAGGCGAAGCGGCUCCGCAGAGCGAUGAGCGCGGUGACCGCCGCGACAGCGGCAAGCGCGUCAAGCGGGCGGUGGGUGCCUUCGGCAUUACGGACAAUGUCGGCAGCCCGUUCUAGCCGGCGAUGGUCGGCAUUGUUCCGGGCAAUGUCGGGGCCGCGCCGAAGUGAGGUGGGCGGCAGUGAUCGGAGGGUGGCGCCGCUGCAGUCCAACGCCGCCGGAGAUAACGUGGAGUUGGUGGUGGUACAGGACGACGCGGGGCAAACAGACAAGUACUACGCGCACAGCCUCACGUUCGCCGGGUUCGUCAUCGACGGCGACGUCGCGGCCGGUGACUGGAACCCGGAGGUUUUUCAGGUGUCUUCCACUAUCCCAGCAGCGGCGGCGUCCCAGCGAUGAAGCCAAGUCCUUUCGUAGCAUCAGUAGUGUAGCGGAGAUUCAAAUGUUGUUUUGUCGAACUUGGCAAGAACUGUACAGUUUAGAGGUAGUUUCUUCGAUUCGGAGUUGAUCGCUGGUUCUCUGUACAUAUUGAUAUCUUUUCUUCAAAGAACUAUGAAAGA